AUGACCGAGCCACAGGGCCACAGAGAGCCGGAGGCCGAGUGCCCCGUGUGUUGGAACCCCUUCAAUAACACGUUCCAUACCCCCAAAAUGCUGGACUGCUGCCAUUCCUUCUGCGUGGAAUGCCUGGCCCACCUCAGCUUGGUGACCCCGGCCCAGCGCCGGCUCCUGUGCCCGCUCUGCCGCCAGCCCACCGUGCUAGCCUCAGGCCAGCCGGUCACCGACCUGCCCACGGACACCACCAUGCUCACACUGCUCCGCCUGGAGCCCCACCACGUCAUCCUGGAAGGCCGCCAGCUGUGCCUCAAGGACCAGCCCAAGAGCCGCUACUUCCUGCGCCAGCCUCGGGUCUACACAUUGAACUUGGGCCCAGAGCCUGGGAGCCAGACAGGACCCCCACCGGCCACCACCCCUGUGGCCAGCCGCAGGCCCAGGGCUAUCCCCAGCCACUACUCUCUGAGGGAGUGUUUCCGCAACCCCCAGUUCCGCAUCUUUGCCUACCUGAUGGCUGUCAUCCUCAGUGUCACACUGCUGCUCAUCUUAUCCAUCUUCUGGACCAAGCAGUUUCUCUGGGGUGUGGGGUGA
Molecule: messenger RNA, 582 nt
Organism: Suncus etruscus (white-toothed pygmy shrew)
Lineage: Eukaryota; Metazoa; Chordata; Mammalia; Eulipotyphla; Soricidae
Gene: RNF183
Product: ring finger protein 183
Exons: 1
Coding region: 1-582 (193 amino acids)
Biological process (GO): protein ubiquitination
Molecular function (GO): ubiquitin protein ligase activity
Source: RefSeq, a predicted model, not a curated record